CCUCUGCUUCACACAGAGAGAGAGAGAGAGAAAGAGAAAGAGACAGAUAGAGAGAGAGAGGAAGAGAGAGUCUUAAAAGAAAGCUCCAAAUUUCCAUGGAUGUUUCGAUCUAUUAUGUCCUCCUCAGUUUCAAACAAAUCUCUUAGAAACAAACCCAUUUUCUUUUAUGAGUGGUUGCUUGUUUGGAGGGGAUUGAGGAUUUAGCACAUUGCCUAGGACAUAUAAUGUUGGUGCCUUGAGGUGGGGUUUCAUGGGUUGAACUCAAAGAAUAAUGGGAAGCUCUAGUGAAGAUGAAGAAAAUCGAUAUUUCGAUGCUCUAGAGGAUAUAGCAUCAACAUCAAAUGUUAGUCCUGUUGGCAAUGAGAUAUAUGAGUCUAAUUCUAGUGUUAACAUUCGAGUUUCGGAUGGUUUUCCUUAUGAUAUAUGGAUUCAGAGCCCGGGAAGUGUUAAGGAGCGUCGGAGCAAGUUUUUGGAUUGGAUGGGAAUGAGUUUGGAUCGCAAUGCACACAGGAAUUCACUAGAUGUAUGUAGGGAUGUACAGGAAGAAGUGGUUGAUAGGAUUAGAGAGAAUAGUGGGGCUGUGUUGAGGAACUCGCGUUUUGAAGAUGAGUUUUGUUCGGGUCGGUCUUCAAUGACUUGUUGGUCUGAAGGUGAUAUGGAUUCUUCUGAACCUUUUAUCUCAAAGGAGAACUUUGUAAGCCAAGAUGGGAAUAUCGAUAGAGAAGCAAGUUCAGACCAGUCAGGUAGGGCUGUAGAGUCUCGGAGCACUUUUGGGUUAGAGUCUCGGAGCACUUUUGGGUUAUCCCUCUCGUUUAAACGACUGAAAAAGAAGGAUGUUGAGGUGACUAACAACUUGGUGGGGUCUGUGAGGACACCUAAGAGGGGUUGGUUAAGUAGAUUGCGUUCCAUGACGUGUGUCGUUGAUAGUCAAGAUGAAGCUAAUCAACUGAGACCUGGUGAUGAUGAUGCAAUUCUACAGUCUAGGGUUCAGAGAGUUAAGGUCCGGCAAUCCAAGAAGCGGUUGAAAGAACUCUCUGCUCUUUAUAUGGGGCAAGAUAUCCAGGCACAUGAUGGUCCAAUUUUGGCAAUGAAAUUUAGUCCUGAUGGGCAGUAUCUUGCAAGUGCUGGUGAAGAUGGGAUUGUGCGAUUGUGGCAGGUGGUGGAGGAUGAGAGAUCUAAUGAACUUGACAUUCCAGAAAUAGACCCAUCCUGCUUAUAUUUCACAGUGAAUCAUCUUUCUGAAUUGAAACCCCUCUUUGCUGAUAAAGAGAAAAUGUGUAAAGUGAGCAGCCCGAGGAAAUCAUCAGACACAGCAUGCGUAGUUUUCCCCCCUAAAGUUUUCCGGAUUUUGGAGAAACCAUUGCACGAGUUCCGCGGGCACACUGGUGAUAUACUGGAUCUCUCAUGGUCUAGGAAUAACUAUCUGCUCUCAUCAUCAAUCGACCAUACGGUUCGUCUGUGGCAAGUGGGAUGUGAUCAUUGCCUCAAAGUGUUUACACAUAGUAAUUAUGUGACCUGCGUUCAGUUUAACCCUGUUGAUGAUAAUUACUUCAUCAGUGGUUCAAUAGAUGGAAAAGUUCGUAUUUGGGCUAUUCAUGGUUGUCAAGUUGUUGACUGGACUGAUGUAAGAGAAAUUGUCACUGCAGUGUGUUAUCGCCCUGAUGGGCAGAGGAGCAUUGUUGGCUCUAUGGAUGGAAUGUGCCGCUUUUACAAUAUAUCAGAUAAUCACUUGCAAUUUGAUACCCAAAUAUACUUACACAGUAAGAAGAAACCACCCUGCAAAAAGAUAACUGGCUUCCAGUUUUUUCCACAAGACUCUAGCAAAAUAAUGGUAACCUGUGCUGAUUCACAAGUCAGAAUUCUUGAUGGGCACAAUGUGAUUGGCAAAUACAAGGGCCUUCGCAAUGCGGGAAACAUUAUAUCUGCGUCUUUCACUUCAGAUGGGAAACAUAUUGUUUCAGCUUCUGAGGAUUCUAAUGUAUAUUUAUGGAACUGUAGUCAAGAAGAGUCUGCUCUCCCCCAACCCAAAAAUAUAAGAUCUUUUGAGCACUUCUCUAUGAAUGCAUCUGUGGCGAUACCUUGGUGUGGUCUGAAAUGUGGGAACUCAGAAAAUAGAAGGCAAUAUCAAGUCUUGGAUGAGAAUCUGGCAGAAACUCCAUCCUUCUCUUCACCUGCUUCUUUUGUGCUGAACCAAGAAUUCUUCUUAGAGUCUUUUCCCAAGGGAUCUGCAACUUGGCCAGAGGAGAAGCUUCCCACUUCAAGCCCAACGGCCAAGUCAACUACAUUAAAUAAAUCUCAAUACAAGUUUCUGAAAAAUUCUUGCCAGAAUAUACCCAGUUCUCAUGUGUGGGGUCUGGUUAUUGUGACUGCAGGCUGGGAUGGACGGAUCAAGUCAUUCCACAAUUAUGGGUUACCAGUAUCUGUCUAAAAUCCUAGUGGCUUGGCAGAGGGUUUCCACUUUCCAGAGAAUCAUAAUUCUGAUAGCUUUGAUUGGGCGCUAAAUAAGACCCUUCUUUGACUACCACAUGCUGCAUAUCUAAUGUUGGGAAAGUGGACAAGUGACUUUAUGCUUGGUAGUAUCAAGUGUCACAACAGGUUCUGUUUUGAACAUUUGGUAGGCAUGUGUAGCAAGGAUGAUUUUGAGAAUUUUGUGUUUUUCCAGAGGGCCCCUUCUCAGAUAUCAGGUGUUCUAUUGCGGAUUUAGUUCAUGACAGGUGGCACCAGUUCCAUGGUUGCAAUAUAUAACCUCACCUGUAAUCAGCAAAUGGCUGAGGUGCUUAUCUGGUUACUUUGCUCAAUUUUGCUACCUGAUUUGUUAGUCUCAGAAGUUUUGUCUGCCGGCCCAGCAAAAAGGUGUGAAGUCGUGUUAGGAAGGCCAAUUUGAGAUGUUUAUCUAUGUAUAAUGCAGCAGGUGCCUGUGGGGCCUUGUAUAACCAUUUUCUUUUGUUCUCUAAAAUACAAGGAGGAUUCCAGAGCUGGUGGUUGGAGUUCAUUUGAGAAAAAAAAUGGUGGGGAACUUGGCCACGAUAAUAUCUUAUAGCUGCUUUCAAUGAUUGAAUUGCUUGUCUGCCAUUUACAAUCACUCUCAUGGUAGGGCCAGUCACAACCGGAGCUGGUGGUGGGAGUGCAUGGCCGGCCAUUUUUUGCAAAUUGGAUUUACAAUUGCUGACCCAAGUGCUUGAAUGUAAUACAUCGAUGCUUGGUUUCGUAGGACAUAUCAGUCUAACUUGUCACUCUGCUUGAAUGGUGUUUGCCUCUGUUGUUUUGCUAACAGAACUUGCAGAUGUUACUCUCAAUUUUUUAGCCUAACCCCCACCUUGCCAGUGGUAUUUAUAAGCUCAAAUAAAAUUGCCUUUUGAGUUUAGUAUGGCAUAUAUGUAACUGUAAUUUCCUCGUGUACAUAGAACUUUUUCAGUAGUUCUUUACAUGUUUACACUUGUAGCAUAAUGGUUAAAAAGUAAUAAAAAAGUAAAAAGAAACAAGAAUAUUGGUUUUGCA
Quercus lobata is the source of this 3498-nucleotide messenger RNA. Its product is annotated as Transducin/WD40 repeat-like superfamily protein. Bases 272 to 2428 code for a protein of 718 amino acids. Lineage: Eukaryota; Viridiplantae; Streptophyta; Magnoliopsida; Fagales; Fagaceae. The transcript has 8 exons. Gene Ontology annotation, molecular function: protein binding. The record is from RefSeq and is a predicted model, not a curated record.